Messenger RNA from Pseudonaja textilis, 882 nucleotides. Lineage: Eukaryota; Metazoa; Chordata; Lepidosauria; Squamata; Elapidae. The record is from RefSeq and is a predicted model, not a curated record.
CUUUUCCCCCCCUCCCUCCCUUCCUUCUUGGCCAAGUCCUUGAAGGGACCCGAAGACGGCAGCCUGGCUGAAAGUACCGGCGGGUUGAAACUGACUAGACCCCCGCCGCUGAGCGCCAAGCAAGCCGGGCUGAAAUUCAGCGGGCCGCCGCCGCCGCCUCCGCCGCCGGCUUCGUCCUCUUUCCCCCCUCUGGCCAUUUCGGCCUGGGGGGCCUCGCUCUUCCCUCCUGGCUUUGUGGAUGUCCCGAUGAGAGAUCCAGCGUUCCCGGGGGCUGCGAUGGCUUACCACCCCUUCCACGCGCCCAGGCCAGCCGACUUCCCCAUGUCCGCCUUCUUAGCGGCCGCUCAGCCUUCGUUCUUCCCGGCUCUGGCUCUGCCUCCCGCCGCCCUCGCCAAACCUUUGACGGAUCCCAGCUUGGCUGGAGCCGCCGCCGAGGCCGGCUUGCACGUCUCGGCUCUCGGACAUCAUCACCAGGCUGCCCAUCUGCGGUCCCUGAAAAGCUUGGAGCCGGAAGAAGAGGUGGAAGACGACCCCAAAGUCACGCUGGAAGCUAAAGACCUUUGGGACGAAUUCCACAAACUAGGCACCGAGAUGGUGAUCACGAAAUCGGGAAGACGGAUGUUCCCCCCUUUCAAAGUUCGGGUCAGCGGCCUGGAUAAGAAAGCCAAAUACAUCCUGCUGAUGGAUAUUGUGGCCGCCGACGAUUGUCGCUACAAGUUCCACAACUCGCGUUGGAUGGUGGCCGGCAAGGCCGACCCGGAGAUGCCGAAGAGGAUGUACAUCCAUCCGGACAGUCCAGCGACGGGCGAGCAGUGGAUGGCCAAGCCAGUGGCCUUCCAUAAGCUGAAGCUCACCAAUAACAUAUCAGACAAGCAUGGAUUU